Molecule: messenger RNA, 6603 nt
Organism: Notothenia coriiceps (black rockcod)
Lineage: Eukaryota; Metazoa; Chordata; Actinopteri; Perciformes; Nototheniidae
Product: low-density lipoprotein receptor-related protein 3-like
Exons: 6
Coding region: 1-2271 (756 amino acids)
Cellular component (GO): plasma membrane
Molecular function (GO): protein binding
Source: RefSeq, a predicted model, not a curated record
AUGAAAGAACUGCAGCCGAUGGUGCUGCUGGCGACCCUGCACCUGCCGCGGCCGCCACCAACGCUGUCCUCCGAGGCACAGCUCCUUGUGCCCCUACCAUCACCACCUGCGUUGCCACACCCUGUACCACACCCGCCAGCAUCCUCCUCCUCCUCCGUGCCGGUGCCUCCACUACAGACGCUACCUUGCAGCACAUCAACAGGUCACCUGGGUCAGAGCAGCUGUCAGUCAGAUGAGUUCCUGUGUGGGAACGGGAAGUGUCUCCCUCGCUCCUGGAAGUGCAACGGUCAGGAUGAAUGUGGCGAUGCGUCAGAUGAACGCAGCUGUUCCCCCCCUCCCACGGAGGCGCGGCCUGGCCUCUGCCCCCCCGGCUCCGUCCCGUGCACCGAGGCCCAGUCCACCCGCUGUCUGCCCCCCGCCCUGCGCUGCAACGGGGCCCGGGACUGUCCCGAUGGCACAGACGAGCACGGCUGCCCCGACACCACCUGCGGAAAACGUCUGAGGAACUUCUACGGCUCCUUUGCCUCCCCAGACUUUUUCCGGGCCAACAGGAGCUCUGUGGCUGAGCUGAGGUGUUCGUGGUGGCUGGACACCCAGGACCCCAAGCCCAUCGUGCUGCAGCUGGACCUGCAGCUGGGCCCCGGGGACUCGCUGCAUGUGUACGACGGCCUGCUGCAGCGCGCAGAGCACCUCCUGCAGGUGCUGUCUCAUCACAACAACCGGCGCCCGGCACUGCUAGAGUCCAGCCGGGGACAGAUGAGUGUUCUGUACAUGGCCCAGCCUCACAGCCCAGGACAUGGAUUCAACGCCACAUACCAGGUCAAAGGUUACUGUUUUCCCGGCGAGCGUCCCUGUGGCAGCGAUCAGGGCUGCUACUCUGAGCGCCAACACUGCGACGGUUACUGGCACUGCCCAUCGGGCCGCGACGAGGAGGCCUGCCCGACCUGCCCCGACGGAGAGUUCCCCUGCGAGGGAGGAACUGGGGUCUGCUACCCAGCCUCUGAGCGCUGCAACAACCAGAAGAGGUGUCCAGAUGGGUCUGACGAGAAGAACUGCUACAACUGCCAACCUGGAAACUUCCACUGCGGGACCAACCUGUGCAUCUUCGAGACGUGGCGUUGUGACGGCCAGGAGGACUGCUUGGACGGCAGCGAUGAGAGGGACUGUCUGGCAGCCGUGCCCAGGAAGGUGAUCACAGCUGCCCUGAUCGGGAGCCUCGUCUGCAGCCUCCUGCUGGUCAUCGCCCUCGGCUGUGCCCUCAAACUCCACUCCCUCAGGAGCAGAGAGUACAGAGCUUUUGAGACUCAGAUGACUCGCAUGGAGGCCGAUUUUGUUCAGAGAGAGGCCCCCCCUUCGUAUGGCCAGUUAAUCGCCCAGGGUCUCAUCCCUCCGGUGGAAGAUUUCCCCGUGUACAACCCCACCCAGGCGUCCGUGUUACAGAACCUGCGUCUGGCGAUGCGCAGGCAGAUCAGACGUCACUCCACGCGACGCUCCACCUCCUCUUCCUCUCACCGACGUCUCGGGCAUCUAUGGACUCGCCUGUUCCGCAGUGGGGGGCGAACCAGAGGGAAUGCCCCUCUGCUGGACUCCCCUGGACCCACACAGAUCACACUGGGGCUCCACAGCUACCAAACUGUGGGUGCGCAGUUGCCCAGGAGCUGGGCUGUGGGACAGGCUCGAUGGGAACAGGUGGAUGCAGUGGGGUCCCGGCGCUCUGUAACCAGGACCCUGCAGUCCUGCACGUCAGAGAGCCCCGCAUCACCUCUGUCCUUGCAGUCUGCAGACAGCCCAGAGGACGUGCUGUCACCAGUCAGCAGGGAGAGCAGCAGGUGUCCACAGUCAGAGCCCCCCACACCUGUCCAGAGGGACUCUCUAACUCAUAGCGGGCGCCCCACAGAUCCCCAGGAAGCCUCUGUGCCUCCAUGCAACAUCCGCACAUCAAGGAAACUUGUUCUGGAGCUCGCUGUUAACCUGAAUGGUGUUUCCUUGAGACGAUACUCCCCCUUGGGGCCCUUGUCCCCUAUCUCACCCCCUGUGUUUUCUAGCAGAUCCCAGACCGCCACAACAACUCACCCUCACCCCCAGGGACCAGAGGUGACGUCACCCUCCGAACCCUCAUCUACUUCUGUGAAAGCAGACGACAGCCACUUUACUGUGGAAGUGCCAAGCAGGGAAAUAAGGAGCAGGGAUAAGAGGAGGAGUAGAGAGGGCAAAGGCAGAACCUUUAGUGAUGAGGGAGGAAAUUCAGGGAGGGAAACAACGCCAUGCUGAGGAGUUAGGGAGGUACCCUCCUUCCACUCUCUCGGCUGAGACCUGCUCUCAUCAAUAUCUGCUAAAGUGACCUUGAGAUGAAUUCCUAUCAGAUCCAGAGGUGAGACCUGUACCUUAGCCCAAUUCAGUCAAAUAUAAUUAACUUGUGUCUAUUCACUUUAAAAAUCUGCAUAUGCAUAUGUGUAAGAUUAUAAACCAGCAUUAGUAGUGCUUAUGGUCUUUGUUGUGCAGUUUAUAUUUUUGUCAAGGAGCUUAAAGGGAUAGUUUGGAUGUUUUGAAAUAGGGCUGUUUUAGGUACUUAUCGAUUUUGAGUGUAUAAUCUUUUGAAGUUGGUGGAUGUCUAUCUUAAAAGUCCAUCCUAAAAUAAUCUGGGGGUUCCUGAGGUUGUUAUCCCUGCUAUCUUCAAAGCCACCAUACUCCAUUGACCAAAACAGUAUUCUUUACCUUGUAGAACGCGUAAGCUGCUAUUGUGCUAUUAUCUCGAAAGGUCAGAUUCACCAAAGUCACACAAUAGCACACAAUGACUUAGUGAUCGGGAGAGUGGAAGACCAGCAACUUUAUUUCUCUAUGAGCAAAAUAUCAGUUUCUGUCAAUGGAGUUUGGUGGUUUGAGUUAUUUGUCGAAAACGUUCUAAAUAUUGGUUAGACUUAAACUGAUAUUGAAUGUAUUCUAUGGUUUAUGUUUUAGGUGGUUAAAUAUAACUAAUCAACCCCAAAAUCCCAACUAAUGUUGAUUCCCUUUUGGGACAUGACCUCGUCAGGAGCCCUGUUCCAGAAAAAUCGAAACUCAAUUCUGGCCACCAGUACCAAUUGAAUAUUAGCUACAUGUUCUUACAACGCCAAAGCAGUCUUUGUGUCGUUACCCAGAGCCAUUUUGCACCGCUAUAUACUGUGAACCAAAAAAGCCUGUUAAGUGAUCACAAAUGAAUUUUCCUUGCUUCAUGGCCCUCCAGUCUGUCUUAUUCCCACUUUAAUGUAGAGGUAGUGUUAUUAUCAGAAGUUCACGGUAGGCUGUUGCAUAUCAGGUGAAAGCUGGUGAUAUUGUCCGUUUUUCGUAUAGUCGAUAAAUCAAAUGAAAGACCAAUAUGAGCACGUCCAUUUCUAAAUGCUUUAUGACUUCACCAGACCUUUGUGAUGGAUAUUUAAAUGUUUUAAAAUGCUAAAUAGUUUUCUUAAACGUUUUCAGGAAAAAUCGCAUUUGUUUGAGACUAAUUUGGGCUGAAAUAGUGUUGCUCAUUUAUGUGUUUUAGAUAGACUACUACGAAGCUCUUUGACAUUGAGGAAUACGCUUUUAUACUUGUUAGUAUACACUUAAGCAAUAGCUCACGACAGGCCGUGGUAUAUGCUCAUUAUAUCACAGCUAAGGGGCGUGGUUCGGCCUGACGCGAAGCUAUUGAGGAAGUUAUUGCUUAAGUAUAAUAUAGGCCUACAUUGAGUAUAUUGGUCUUUUCACAGGAUUUUUGAUAAUACAAAAAAUAAAUAAAGCCAGACCUUUCACUUCCAUUGGCAAGGAUGAACAUUUUUGGAAAUACGUUCAUUUGCUUUCUAUUGGAGAGUUGGAUGAGUAGAUAGAAACCACUCUAAUGCCUGUCCGUAAAACAUAAGGCUACAUCUAGCAGUUGGUUAGCUUAGUCUAGUUUGGCCUAAAUUCUGGAAACAGCUAGCCUGGCUCUGUCUGAAGUUAGCGGGUGAGCUUUAACGGCCCUUUGUGGCAGUGUCUCACCUUCAGAAGGAGCCAUGCUGUCUGUUAUUUUAAGUUUACAGUAUUUAUGAUAAGCUAUGCUAACCGGCUAACCCUUGUCCAUAAGGAUAUGCAAUAUGUGGUAUCAAUCCUUCAUAUGAGUACAUAUUAGCGUAAUUACCAAAACCCUUUUUUUUUUUUACAAUGCAGUUUCACAGAAUAAUUCAAUCAUGCCAAAUAUUUGUCCGUUUUAAUUUAACAUAUGCUGUACAUUUCUUCAGUUAUACUUAAUUUACCCUCUUCGAACUUAAAAAAUGGUUUCACUACGUUUAAGAAAAUGUUAUCAAACUGAUUUUUCAAUUCAGAUUUUUCAAUUAAGCCUUUUCAACUUGACAUCAUCCGUUUUGAAACCAAACUUGAAUGGAAACUGAGGUAAAGAGUCCAAGAACCUGUAACUCUGCUCACCCCUCACCCCCCUCUAAUCAAACAUACACUCCUCUCAAGGAAGCCUUUCCUCACUUGAAUGAACGUGACUGUUUCGGAGGCAGUGUCUACGAUUUUAUGUGAAUGUGUCGGGAACAGUAGCUUGACUUCAGAAAAUUUAUUGUUUGUCGAGUCGUCUUCAUCCCAGCGGUACCUCUGCAGCACUGCAGACCUGCUGACUGCUGACGCCUGCUUUAUUACACUGGAAAUUCAUAUCUAUGCUGUGGACAUUUCUAUGACAGGAUAUGAUAAAAGGCGUCUAUUUUUCAGUCUUCAAUGAGGACCUCUAUUCCUACUUUAUAUUUCUCUUUCUGUCUUGACAAACAUUGAACUUGAUUGGACAUGAUCGCUUGAUGUUUUUCUGUGAAUCUUUUCUCUGAGGUGACCCUGGUGACGUUUACUAAUUACUGUUGCGCCUCUAAAGAAUGUAUCACUUCCAUUGUUUCUUGAAAUGCAUUUAUCUCUCUUUUACUGCAGGAUAUUGCUACUGAACAGGUACUGAACAAGUCAGAUAACUUGUGUGAAGAGGCAGAGUUAGAGAAAUGACAGAAAGCCAAAUGCUGAUUGUUUUAAAAGCAGCACUGUCAGGGUUCCGUACUAAAAAACAUUGUCUUGCAAGUUAUUUUUUUUACUUUAAAGAGAUAGUUUGGAUGUUUUGAGGUGGAGUUACAUGAAGUUCUUAUCCAUAGUGAUUGUAUUGCCUCGAUCGAUGAGUUUGUUUUGUUAUAAUGCAAAUUAGGGGAGAUUUGAACGAGCCUUUUUAAAACACCAAAGUACGCAAUUUACAGACUAAAGAUAAAUGACUCAUACAACUCCACUAAAAACAUCUAAGCUGUCCCUUUAAGUGACUGAAUGUGCCAUGCUACCCCAUGUCCGUCCAUCUUAAAGAGAUUCUUUUUCAUAAACAGCUGCUAAAUGUUAUGUGCCAUUAGAGAUGUCUCCAUAAGUAAUUCCUAGCCUUCCUAGCUUUACAUAUUUUUUGCGUAUUUCAUUUUGUACCUUGUUCAAAGUUUAAGGUCUGACCUUUCUCCUUUUACUAUUAGUUUAAAAAAAAUGUACACAUCUGUAUAAUGUAUGUCCUGACUUUCUUUGAGGUGUACACAUUUAUUUAAAAAAUGCCUUAAUGGUUUUUCCCUGCUGUUGUAAAUAUCACCAAUAGUUUCUUGGCCCACAUUUGUAGUUGUCAUGUAUGAAGGGAUUAGAUGUGUCUGUGUCUGGACACAGCGUUAUGAUAUGACAUGUGAUUGCUACAACCGACUGCUCUGAAGUUGUAGUGCACUACUGCAUCAGGGAUUAUUAUGGCAGGGAAGUCAGGGCAGAAGAAAAUGUUGCUUUUCAAAAAACAUAUUCCACUGUAUUUACCUGUUUAUUUAAAUCUUAAUCUGUCAAAGUCUUGGUUAAAUUAUCUUUCUUUGAUAUUUUUCAGACUGCAGAAAACCAGUUAUAAAGAUGAGUGUGCCAACAUAUUACUAUUUGAAAUGUAAAGAAAGAUUGAUUGUGUCAUAGUGACAGUUUAGAGAAUAUUUUAUUAUCUGUCAGGCAAGAUCAAUGCUAUGUCUCGAUUUGCAUACUUCUGUACUAUUUAGAGUUCAUAAGUGUGUCUUCAAAAAGAAUUGCAAGAUCCACACUCUAUGACCACCAUCUUAGCAUGGGUAACAGACAUUUCAGGAACAGCCGUGAUUGUUUUUGCUCUGGUUAAUGAAGCACUAUACAAAUACAAGUUAAUUAUUGGGUUUUCUUCACAAUUUGAAAGACGUACAACUAUAUUUGUAUCGAAAAAGAAGCCAACAUACAUUUUAUUGGGUUAAUUGAGUAGUUUGUAAUGAUUUGCUACCUCGAUCAUCUAGCUAGCGAAGAUUGUUAUCAUCACUUCCGGCACAGCAGAAAUUCACGCACUGCCCAAGUUUUCACAUUCUAGGAAAUUCAGUGUACCGAUGGAAGUAUCCAAAUUGAAACGCAGCUGAAGUAUUUCUCUAUACCCUUGCUUUGAUUGCUUUGUUGUCAAGAUUUUCACAACUGUAUUUUCAGUGGGUUUUUUUUCUUGAUUGCAUUUUUUCUCUAUAAUGCACAUUAUCAAACCCUUUCUGAUGUUGCAACAAAGUCUCACGGCAUUUCGUGUUUUAGUCACAAAAUUAAUCUAUUGAUUUGUGUUCACCAACACGAUUUCGC